GCCUGGCGGCCGGGCAGGGGCGCCAUGGCGGCGGCCGAGACGAAGAUCAUUUACCACCUGGACGAGCAGGAGACGCCGUACCUGGUGAAGCUGCCGAUCCCGGCCGAGCGCGUCACCCUCGGCGACUUCAAGGGCCUCCUCAACCGCCCCAACUACAAGUUCUACUUCAAGUCCAUGGACGACGACUUCGGGGUGGUGAAAGAAGAGAUCUCGGAUGACAAUGCCAAGCUUCCCUGCUUCAACGGCCGGGUGGUGUCAUGGCUGGUGUCUGCAGAGGGUUCCCAUUCAGAUGCUGGCUCGGUCUGUGCCGAUAACCAAACAGAGCUGCCACCGUCCAUGGAGCGCACAGGAGGAAUUGGAGACUCCAGGCCCCCCUCUUUCCACCCUAACACUGGGGGGAGCCGGGAAAACUUGGACAAUGAGACAGAGACAGACUCAGUGGUGUCGUCGCAAAGGGAACGACCUCGUCGGAAAGAUGGGCCUGAGCAUGCACCCAGGGUGAAUGGUACAGUGAAGGGAGAACGGCGCCGAGACCUGGGCGGGUACGAGAGCUCCUCCACGCUCAUGAGCAGUGAGCUGGAGACCACCAGCUUCUUCGAUUCAGAUGAAGAUGACUCCACCAGCAGGUUUAGCAGUUCAACAGAGCAAAGCAGUGCUUCCCGUCUAAUGAGGAGGCACAAGCGACGCCGGCGGAAACAGAAGGCUCCACGCAUUGAGCGGUCAUCGUCCUUCAGCAGCAUCACAGACUCCACCAUGUCCCUGAAUAUCAUCACAGUCACGCUGAACAUGGAGAAAUACAACUUCCUGGGCAUUUCUAUUGUGGGACAGAGCAAUGAGCGUGGGGAUGGAGGCAUUUACAUUGGCUCUAUUAUGAAGGGCGGCGCUGUGGCAGCUGAUGGCAGGAUUGAGCCAGGAGACAUGCUCUUGCAGGUAAAUGACAUCAACUUUGAGAACAUGAGCAACGAUGAUGCUGUGCGGGUGCUGAGGGAGAUUGUGCACAAGCCGGGGCCCAUCACCCUGACGGUGGCUAAGUGCUGGGACCCAAGCCCCCGGGGCUGCUUCUCGUUACCCAGGAUUGCUCCCCAGCGGAUCUGGGCUGGGCCAGACUCUCCAUGCUCCGAUCCGGGUGAGCCCAUCCGGCCCAUCGACCCGGCAGCCUGGGUGUCUCACACGGCAGCGAUGACUGGCACCUACCCAGCGUACGGUAUGAGUCCAUCCAUGAGCACAAUCACUUCCACCAGCUCCUCCAUCACCAGCUCCAUCCCAGAGACUGAACGCCUCGAUGACUUUCACCUGUCCAUCCACAGUGACAUGGCCACCAUUGUCAAAGCCAUGGCCUCACCAGAGUCAGGCCUGGAGGUGCGUGACCGCAUGUGGCUGAAGAUCACCAUCCCCAAUGCCUUCAUUGGUUCGGAUGUGGUGGAUUGGCUCUAUCACCAUGUGGAGGGCUUUACAGACCGUCGUGAAUCCCGCAAAUAUGCCAGCAAUCUGCUGAAGGCUGGCUACAUCCGACAUACCGUGAACAAGAUCACCUUCUCGGAGCAGUGCUAUUACAUCUUCGGGGACCUCUGUGGAAACAUGGCUAAUCUGUCUCUUCAUGAUCACGAUGGCUCCAGCGGUGCCUCCGAUCAGGACACUUUGGCUCCGCUCCCCCACCCAGGAGCCGCACCCUGGCCUAUGGCUUUCCCGUAUCAGUAUCCACCGCCUCAUCCAUACAACCCCCACCCCGGCUUCCCUGACCCAGGCUACAGCUAUGGAGGGGGCAGUGCAGGCAGCCAGCACAGUGAAGGGAGCCGGAGCAGCGGUUCCAAUCGCAGCGGCAGCGAGAGGAGGAAGGAGAGAGAGAAGACCGGGGAGUCCAAGUCAGGCGGCAGCGGGAGCGAGUCGGACCACACCACGAGGAGCAGCAUGCGGCGUGAGCGCGCGGCCAGCGAGCGCUCGGUGCCGGCCAGCCAGCACAGCCAGCGUAGCCAGCACUCUCUGGCUCACAGCAUCCGCAGCCACCACAGCCAGCAGUCGUACGGGCCGCCCGGCCUCCCCCCUCUCUUCAGCCCCCCCAUGUUGCUGAUGCCUCCACCGCCUUCAGCCAUGGGGCCCCCUGGGGCGCCGCCGGGCCGUGACCUGGCCUCUGUGCCCCCCGAACUGACAGCCAGUAGACAGUCCUUCCGAAUGGCCAUGGGCAACCCCAGUGAGUUCUUUGUGGAUGUAAUGUGAAGCGCCCGUCCCCUGUCUGUCUGCUGCCCCUCCUUCCCCCCUCCAUCCCCGUCGUUUGUCUCCUAGGACCAGCCCUGGCUUCACCCCUUGUUUUUUGGGUUUUAUUUUUUUGGUUUGGUUUUUUUUUUUUUUUUUGGUCUUGAUAACGAAAAGAAAAAAAGGGAAAAAAAAUAAUAAAUGGAACUAAACCUCGA
Molecule: messenger RNA, 2408 nt
Organism: Gymnogyps californianus (California condor)
Lineage: Eukaryota; Metazoa; Chordata; Aves; Accipitriformes; Cathartidae
Gene: DVL3
Product: dishevelled segment polarity protein 3
Exons: 16
Coding region: 25-2214 (729 amino acids)
Biological process (GO): canonical Wnt signaling pathway; intracellular signal transduction
Cellular component (GO): cytosol
Molecular function (GO): frizzled binding
Source: RefSeq, a predicted model, not a curated record